Messenger RNA from Colletotrichum fioriniae, 1284 nucleotides. RefSeq lists its product as uncharacterized. Gene Ontology annotation, biological process: fatty acid beta-oxidation. Gene Ontology annotation, molecular function: acetyl-CoA C-acetyltransferase activity. The record is from RefSeq and is a predicted model, not a curated record. Gene Ontology annotation, cellular component: mitochondrion. NCBI's taxonomy places the organism in Eukaryota, Fungi, Ascomycota, Sordariomycetes, Glomerellales, Glomerellaceae.
AUGUUUAUCAGACAAUCGUCAAGGCUUCCUAGCCAAUUGGCUAGGCAAGCGGCUUCCCGUCAGUUCUCCACGCGAGCUGCGCUUCGGCAAGAGAUUCGGGACGCAUACAUCAUCAGUGCCUCAAGAACACCGACAGCAAAGUUCAAUGGCUCGUUCACGAGCGUAACUGCGCCGCAGCUGGGCGCCGUCGCCAUCAAGUCCGCAAUCGAAAAGUCCAAAGUUCCCGUCGACAAGAUCACCGAUGUGUACAUGGGUAAUGUUCUACAAGGUUCCGUUGGGCAGGCGCCGGCUCGCCAGGCCUUGAUCUUUGCCGGUCUCCCGUCUAGUGUGGAAGCGAUCACCAUCAACAAGGUCUGCGCAUCCGGCAUGAAAGCUGUCGUCUUUGCUGCACAAAACAUCCAGCUCGGUCUCUCGGAGGCGCAGGUUGCCGGUGGCAUGGAGAACAUGACAAGGGUGCCGUAUUACGUGCCCCGCGCUUCUAGUCUGCCGCCAUUCGGUCAUGUCCAGAUGGAGGACGGCCUGAUCAAGGACGGGUUGACUGACGUUUACGACAAAUUUCACAUGGGCAACUGCGCCGAGAACACGGCUAAGAAGUACGAGAUUUCUCGCGAGAUGCAAGACGAGUACGCUAUCGAGUCCUACAAGCGCGCCCAGGCUGCGUGGAAAGCGAACGCCUUUGCCGAAGAAAUCGCUCCUGUCACUGUUCCCGGAAGGAAGGGCGACACAGUCAUUGAUUCUGAUGAGGGAUACCUCGAUGUUAAGUUCGACAGAGUACCUACUCUGAAGCCAGCCUUUGUGCGCGACGGCACUGGCACUGUCACUGCUGCCAACUCCUCCACGUUGAACGACGGUGCCAGUGCACUUGUUUUGGGCAGCAAGGAAAUUGCGUCAAAAUACGGUUCCGGUUCUCGAGUGCUGGCAAAGAUUUGCGGCUCGGCCGACGCCGCGGUUGAUCCUAUCGACUUCCCUAUCGCUCCGGCCAAGGCAGUACCCAUCGCACUCAAGAGAGCGGGUAUCACCAAAGACCAAGUUGCCGUGUGGGAGUUCAACGAAGCUUUUGCCGCUGUCAUUAAGGCGAACGAAAAGAUCCUCGGAUUGGAGGGUGCUCGGGUUAACCCUCUCGGUGGAGCUAUCUCCCUCGGCCACGCCCUGGGUAGCUCUGGAUCACGAAUCAUCGUCACUCUGCUGCACCAGCUGAAGCCUGGCGAAUACGGUGUUGCAGCCAUCUGCAACGGAGGCGGCGCGGCCACGGCGAUCGUCGUGCAGCGCGUCGAGUCUGUGUAA